This is a messenger RNA of Mandrillus leucophaeus (drill), 2587 nucleotides long. RefSeq names its product sulfite oxidase (gene SUOX). The transcript has 5 exons. Gene Ontology annotation, molecular function: heme binding; molybdopterin cofactor binding; molybdenum ion binding. The coding region runs from base 447 to 2105 and encodes 552 amino acids. Lineage: Eukaryota; Metazoa; Chordata; Mammalia; Primates; Cercopithecidae. Gene Ontology annotation, cellular component: mitochondrion. The record is from RefSeq and is a predicted model, not a curated record.
ACUGGACUCGGUAAGGAGGCUGGGGGUGGGAAAGAAGCUGGGGAGGAAGGGCUGCUGAGCUGGGCAGCGGAGGGGGCAUUGGUGUCCAGCUGUGCUCCGAACCUCGAGGGCAACAAAACUAUCAGUACCUGCCUCCACUCCCUCUGUCUGGGUGCUCUUGAGAUCGCGGGGUGUUGCCACAAGACCCUUUUGUGCCUGGAUGUCGGACGUAUCUUCCUACCUAAUGUGCCCGUGGGGAGUGAGGGGUCAUCACCUGCACCAACGGGUGGCAUUUCUGUAUUACAGCAAAAGGCUGUCCCUCCCAAACCUGGGAUUCUGGGUUGACUGAGUUCACCUACGAGUCAGCACUACCUGCACUGCUCUGGUCUAGUACAAACAGGCUGCUGGCAUUGAGGCCGUUUGCCCCAGGCAUUGUUCUCUAUGGUGGAUGAAGUUCAGAAUGGAAGAUGGGAGAGAGGUCUGCUACAAUGCUGCUGCUGCACAGAGCUGUGGUCCUCAGGCUCCAACAGGCCUGCAGACUCAAAUCAAUCCCCUCAAGGAUCUACAUUCAGGCCUGCUCCACAAAUGAUUCAUUUCGGCCCCAGUACCCCAGCCUUACCUUCUCUGGUGAUAACUCCAGCACCCGGGGAUGGAAAGUCAUGGGAACCCUAUUAGGUCUCGGUGCAGUGUUGGCCUAUCAGGACCAUCGGUGCAGGGCUGCUCAGGAGUCAACACGCAUAUACACUAAGGAGGAAGUAAGUUCCCACACCAGCCCUGAGACUGGGAUCUGGGUGACUCUGGGCUCUGAGGUCUUUGAUGUCACAGAAUUUGUGGACCUACAUCCAGGGGGGCCUUCAAAGCUGAUGCUAGCAGCUGGGGGUCCCCUAGAGCCCUUCUGGGCCCUCUAUGCUGUUCACAACCAGUCCCACGUGCGUGAGUUACUGGCUCAGUACAAGAUUGGGGAGCUGAACCCCGAAGACAAAGUAGCCCCCACCGUGGAGACCUCUGACCCUUAUGCUGAUGAUCCUGUACGUCACCCAGCCCUGAAGGUCAACAGCCAGCGCCCCUUUAAUGCAGAGCCCCCGCCUGAGCUGCUGACAGAAAACUACAUCACACCCAACCCUAUUUUCUUCACCCGGAACCAUCUGCCUGUACCUAACCUGGAUCCAGACACCUAUCGCUUACAUAUAGAAGGAGCACCUGGGGGUCAGUCACUGUCCCUUUCCCUGGAUGACUUGCACAACUUUCCCAAGUACGAGAUCACAGUCACUCUGCAGUGUGCCGGCAACCGGCGCUCUGAGAUGACUCAGGUCAAAGAAGUAAAAGGUCUGGAGUGGAGGACAGGAGCCAUCAGCACUGCACGUUGGGCUGGGGCACGGCUUUGUGAUGUGUUAGCCCAGGCUGGCCACCAACUCUGUGAAACUGAGGCCCACGUCUGCUUUGAGGGACUGGACUCAGACCCUACUGGGACUGCCUAUGGAGCAUCCAUCCCUCUGGCUCGGGCCAUGGACCCUGAAGCUGAGGUCCUGCUGGCAUAUGAGAUGAAUGGGCAGCCUCUGCCACGUGACCACGGCUUCCCUGUGCGUGUGGUGGUUCCUGGAGUGGUGGGUGCCCGCCAUGUCAAAUGGCUGGGCAGAGUGAGUGUGCAGCCAGAGGAAAGUUACAGCCACUGGCAACGGCGGGAUUACAAAGGCUUCUCUCCAUCUGUGGACUGGGACACUGUAGAUUUUGACUCUGCUCCAUCCAUUCAGGAACUUCCUGUCCAGUCGGCCAUCACAGAGCCCCGGGAUGGAGAGACUGUAGAAUCAGGGGAGGUGACCAUCAAGGGUUAUGCAUGGAGUGGUGGUGGCAGAGCUGUGAUCCGGGUGGAUGUGUCUCUGGAUGGGGGCCUAACCUGGCAGGUGGCUAAGCUGGAUGGAGAGGAACAGCGCCCCAGAAAGGCCUGGGCAUGGCGUCUGUGGCAGUUGCAAGCCCCUGUGCCAGCUGGACAAAAGGAACUGAACAUUGUUUGUAAGGCUGUGGAUGAUGGCUACAAUGUGCAGCCAGACACUGUGGCCCCAAUCUGGAACCUGCGAGGUGUCCUCAGCAAUGCCUGGCAUCGUGUCCAUGUCUUUGUCGCCCCAUGAGCAUGGAAAAGAGCCACCUCAACCCCUUUCCCCACCCAUUAGCCUCACUGCUUCAGAAAAAUCUUUCCCACCCCUCAACUUCUUGGAUCACAACUCUGGCUUCCUAAGCCAUACCCAAGUACACAUAUAGCACAUUUCACCCAGGGUCCCUCCCUCUUUGGACACUAUGUUACAUAUCCCUCUUGGCCUUUGAACCUGUGCCAGGAAAUGUGAGCUGUUACAGCAAGGGGCUAGAAGUGAGAUAAGUAAUUCUGGAGACAAGCACUAUUUUGUUUUUGUACCCCACCUCCGUUUCUAAUGCCUACUGCCAUCAAGGCCUUGUUUUACUUUUCUUUUUGGAUUCAGAGAAAUGUGUGUGGCAUGUGUAAGAAAAGUGUAUAUGCUAUUAUCUCUCCAGGUUGCAAAGUUGUGAGGAGAGCAAGGGGCACAACCAUCUCCCUUUACAGUUCUACUUUUCUAAUAAAUAGUCUGUUUAAGAUCAU